GGUUGUCAGGAGGUGUCGUCAUGUGAUCAGCUGAUGCUCUCAGUUCAGAUUUGGUCGUCUCCUCGUCGAGCUGCAGACACACAAACUGGUGACAUGGAGCGCAAGCUGGAUCUUUCCCGUCUCACGGAUGAAGAGGCCAAACACGUUUGGGAGGUGAUUCAACGAGAUUUCAACCUCCGCAAGAAAGAAGAGGAGAGGCUCAGUGAGCUGAAGAUUAAGAUUGAGAAGGAGGACUCAAAGCGAGACCUGCUGGGUUCUCAGAGCAACCUGUCCGACUCGAUGUGUAUCCGCUGCCUGCAGCCCUUCAAGUUCCUGGUCAACAGCAAGCGCCAGUGUCUGGACUGCCACAUGUACACCUGCAAGUCCUGCAGCCGCUACAACAAGAAGGAGCACGGCUGGGUGUGCGACAACUGCCGCAUGAACAGGGUGCUGAAGAUCGGGACUCUGGGCUGGUACCACGACAACGUGAGAAACCGUUUCAAGCGCUUUGGUAGCGCCAAGGUGAUGAGGUCACUGUACAAGAGGCUGAAUGGAGAAGGUGGUCGUGAUGACGACACUCAGAGUAUGCCGGAUGUCCACAACCACGCAUAUAACGGCAAUGAGGACGAUCAAGGAGACUUCGAGGGUCAGCGCCACAAAGUGAUGAGGAAGAAUAAACGCCUGCUGUCUGUUCAUCCGAUGGACUUUGAUAACGAGGAUUAUCUGCCUCAGUCUCGCCGUCAGUCGCAGCAGCAGGACGAUCGGUAUUAUAGGAAUGAUGUGGACUAUGACUACCACAACCACCGAGGGAACCGCAGGAAGAGCCUGGACCGACACGCCAUGAGACCCGAUGAUUACGGGGAGAAUCGGGUGGUCCGGACUCGCUCUCUGUCCAAGAUCACCUCCUCGGUGGCUCGACAGCAGUAUGUCGACACAUCCGACGAGGAAGAGUACCAGAGGUACCCGCCCAUGUACCAACAGCCACCCCACCGCCGAAGGGGCAGCAGAACCUCCUCCCAGGAGAACCUGGGACAAGCCCAGCCCAUAAAUGAACUGAACAAACGAAUGUUAGCCAUCGAGAGUCUGCUGAGCCGCCUCGAGGAGAAAAUAACGCCUGGUGACGAGCAGCCAUUAAAUACACUGACUCAGAAUGAGGAGGAGAAGCUGAGAAGGAAGCUGAGCGAGCUAGCAGGAAACCUGAGCGAUAAGGGCCCAUCGUCAGAUGAUGAGGCCGGGAAGAAGUCCUCCUCUGUGGGUAAAGGUUUGGCCGGACUCAGGGGCGGCCCAGCAAUCGCUCUGAACUCUCUGAAGGACAAAGAACUGAGCUCAUCCAGUGAUGAGAUGCCCACUGAGGCUCAGAAGAGAUCGACCGCCGCCGCCCUCUGUGACCUCACCACUGAGGUCCUGAGAACCAUUAAUGCCACAGAAAACGCUAUGGUCGAGUACGGCCUCUUAGAGCCGAUCGACAGGUCCCACUUAGUUGGCACUGACGUAAAGCAGGCCGAUGAUGCGUUCAGGGAACUUGAGGAAAAUGUGUACAUCACGGCUGGUCAGUCCUAUGAGCUGGAGUCGAAGCUACGGCGGCUCGAGCAGAGCGCCAAGAAUCAUUUUGGAGGGACGACGGACUCGGAGCUGUCGGAGCUCGAGGACGUGGUGGCGCUGACUGCCGCCAGAGUCCAGAGCGCUGAGAGUGAGGUUUCUGAUAUUGAGAGUAAAAUCGCUGCUCUGAGUGCUGCUGGAUCCAGGAAGAAGGUUUCUGGAUCUCAGAGGAAAAAGCCCACUCAGGAUUUUCCCAAAGCUAACGGCGCUCAGUGGAAAUCCAGCAACAUGUUCUGAAGCUGAAGCUCACCUUCAGCAGCUGCUGCUCGCUCCUCUUCCUCAUGAAGCCUUCCUCAGCGCAAACGCUCACAACUUAAAAACCAGAGAAUCAAACCCAGAUCCAGAGAUGAUCUAUACGCAGAAACAUUUCACCUCUAAAAGCUUUAACAUUUAAAUGAAAGGAGGCGGAGCCUGAUUCAGAGACAGGUGUGUUUCUCUGCUUUGGUGUUUCACACACAGCAGAGCCAAACCACACAACCACCUCCAAACUACACAAAUGUUCACAUUUAAUAUCAUUACAGUGUUUCUGUGACAGCUGGAGAGACCACAUGAAGUUACAUCCAAGUAUUUAAACUGUGACUCUGAAACGUUUCUUUGCCACUGACGGAUUAUAAAAAUACACAUUUGAAAAUUUCUCAAUAUUUCUCCUAUUGGCUCAGAUUUAAUUGUGGCACCUCUGAGCUUUGAUCAGCUGUUUGUUGAUAUAAAUAAUCAAGUCAAAUAUGUUCUUAUUGGAUCAAUGUAUUGAUAGCUGAUAGUCUGGAUGAACAUUAUUGGUCAUCAGUAUUAAUCCUGUAGUUUCUUUGAUUUAUUGAUUGAAUUGGUCUGCAUUCAGCUUUCUGAUCAAUAAAAUAUCAAAUUCUGCAUUUUGGAUUUGUUUGCAUAUUUCAGCCUUCAGUCUACUUUACUGCUUGUUCUGUGACCUUUGACCUGCAGCCUGACAGGAAAGGCAAUCCAUCCUGUUCCACAGGGGGCGCUGUGGUCCAGGAUGAAUGCAGGUGUUGGGGUAAAUGUUGUUCUCGAAGUUUCCACCAUGUUUUUGAUAAAGGCCACACAAACAGCUCUUUAGACUUUAAUCAUUAAUUAUUAAUCUCUGUCUCCCCCCUCAGCAGAUGACCCCC
Archocentrus centrarchus (flier cichlid) is the source of this 2699-nucleotide messenger RNA. RefSeq names its product melanophilin-like. Lineage: Eukaryota; Metazoa; Chordata; Actinopteri; Cichliformes; Cichlidae. The record is from RefSeq and is a predicted model, not a curated record. Gene Ontology annotation, biological process: intracellular protein transport. Gene Ontology annotation, molecular function: small GTPase binding; actin binding; myosin binding. Bases 34 to 1815 code for a protein of 593 amino acids. Gene Ontology annotation, cellular component: cortical actin cytoskeleton. The transcript has 16 exons.